UUACUCACAGCACUACACAUGCCAGGAGAAGGCUUUGUGUCUCCUUCCUAGAGGUGGAUAAUGAGAGUGCACACUGCAAUCAUCCCAGGCACAGCACCAUCCAUCUGCAAUCUCCUCCAGAUCCCAGCCAAGCCCCCAGGCUCUCAGGAGACCCCCUCCUUACAUACACACCAUAAGAGGAGAGCUAGAGGAUGAGAUCCACUGACUGAUCACUUCUGCUCUGUGUCUUCUCCCCUGUGCUCAGGGCACCUGCUAUGGAUGCUGAGCGUUUGGAGUGUCUGUCCUAUGUGCAGCCUGUGCUCCCCCCUGCAGAGGAGGAAGACAGCUGGGAGGGAUCUGAUGAAACUGUGGGUGAUCAGGAGGAGCAGGAAGUGUCAGAUCCCCAAUAUCUACAGACCCCUCAACUGGGGAAAGAUGUCACGUGUGACCUCAAACCAUGUAUCCAGCCCUACAAAGCAUGGGCCCCUACUAUCUUCUCCUGCUUUGGGAAAGAGCACCUCUGGUUUGCAGGGUACGAAAUUAUUAUCCAGGAGUCCUUUGAAGGUUACGCUGGAGUGAUCUGGCCUGGAGCCAAGGCAUUAUGUUAUUUCUUGGAAGAAAACCAAGAUGAAUUUGACUUGAGAAACAAGAAGGUUCUUGAAAUCGGCUCUGGAACAGGACUAGUAUCGAUUGUUGCAUGCAUCUUAGGAGCUCACGUCCUAGCAACCGACUUACCCGAUGUACUUGGCAAUCUGAGAUUUAAUGUGGCAAGAAACACAAGAGGGCGCUCUUUGCAUACUCCCGAAGUGAAAGAACUGGCAUGGGGUCAAGACCUUGAAUCCAACUACCCCAAAAUCACUUGUGCAUAUGAUUAUAUUCUGGCGGCGGAUGUAGUCUACCAUCAUACCUGUCUGGACCAUCUUCUGGAAACUAUGAAACACCUGUGCCAGCCUGGAACACAGUUAAUUUGGGCUAAUAAAUUCAGAUUUAAUACUGAUUUAGAUUUUUUAGCAAAGUUUACCGAGUCUUUUCAGACAGAAGUGCUGGCAGAGUUCCCAGAUUUAGAGGUUAAAAUCUUCAAAGCGAGACAUAAAAUAGAUUAGAUAUACAUGGGAGAUCAUUUAUUCAUUAAGAUUGCGCAUAUUUUUAAAUGACUUAUAUUUGUUGCAGAGUUUGCAGUAAUAACUGUCUGAAACACCAGUAGCUGAAUUUCUUAUAAGUACCUAACUUAAAGUAGAAGAAAUCAGACAAUUAUUGCAUCAUGAAUUAAGAGUAACAAUUCACUAAAUUAAUAAUUCAUUUUAAAUCACAAGUUUUUCUAGAUUUUUAAAGUUGAAUUCAUGGGCACUGCCAAAAUUGACAUAAAUUAUACAAUCUAUCACUAGCAGUGACACGGCAGUUUUUGCUGUUUAAUUGUAUUACCAUAAUUUUAUUCCCCGUUUAUUAUGACAGAUCUGUUGAUCUCCUUCCUGUAACAGGGAGACAAUCGUGUUCAUUUGACAGUAAAACCACUUCCGUAUUGUUAUCCUGAUGACAGGGCAAUUUUAUAUGGACAUGUAGUCUCAAAUAGACU
Messenger RNA from Rana temporaria (common frog), 1552 nucleotides. RefSeq names its product methyltransferase like 21C (gene METTL21C). Bases 255 to 1082 code for a protein of 275 amino acids. Gene Ontology annotation, molecular function: protein-lysine N-methyltransferase activity. Lineage: Eukaryota; Metazoa; Chordata; Amphibia; Anura; Ranidae. The record is from RefSeq and is a predicted model, not a curated record. Gene Ontology annotation, biological process: peptidyl-lysine methylation. Gene Ontology annotation, cellular component: cytoplasm; cytosol. The transcript is spliced from 4 exons.